Molecule: messenger RNA, 9105 nt
Organism: Fusarium coffeatum
Lineage: Eukaryota; Fungi; Ascomycota; Sordariomycetes; Hypocreales; Nectriaceae
Exons: 1
Coding region: 1-9105 (3034 amino acids)
Source: RefSeq, a predicted model, not a curated record
AUGGCUCUCCUUAACCCGACCUUCUUCUUUGGCUGUCUAGUCCUUAUAUAUCUGUCGUCCUUCGUUCUCCUCGCCGUUUUUCGAAUCGUCACCGGUGUAUCGAUCCAACGAAUUGGCUACCUGUCCUUGCGCCGAAUAGCCUGGACGCCCCGAGAUGGAUGCAGGAUAGAAAUUAGGGGCCUUGGAAUAAAUGUCCACCGACCAACAUUUGCCCAGCCGACAUGGCUCAGCGUUGUCGUCAGCGAACUUGUCACAACGAUAGACGUCAAUGAGCUGGAAGGAAAUAAACAGGUUGAGCCGGAUGCCGAGGAUAGUGACUCCGAAGUCGCGAAAGAUGCCAAACAAGACGCCAAACCCGCUGCCCGAAAACCACCGCUGGCUCGACGAGCAACCACCACAGUGGUUCGAAGCGAGACAUGGAAGAAGCUUACACGCAUAAAAGACAAGAUCAAGCGGCUGCAUAGGAAUAUCAACUGGCUCAAGCUCGUCGACGUGGUCGCGACAAACUCGACUGUGAACAUUGUGGAUGCCGGUAGUAUCCAAAUUGGAAGCUUCACCCUCGCGGUCGAUACGCGCACAAAGAUGGUCGAUCGCGUACGCUUCUUUGCUCGUUUGGCUGAUCGCCACGGUAGGGACCAACAAGCAGAAUGGACUGCAUCGCUACGCAGCGUGCUUUUCACAGCUGAGGGCAAUGAAUCCAUGGAAAUUCUCGACCAGCUAUUCAUUAAUGUACACGGCCAUUUGUACAAGUCUAUGGAAGGUCUGCGUGAAGCUGCCGUGGCUAUCAAGAUGGGACGAUUGCACAUCCCAUUCGACGACCUACAAACAUGUUUGAGCAGGCUAAAGCAGCGACGGGCUGAAGUCAAGACACCUGGCGUCGAGGAGCCCGUGGACAUCUUUUUGGGCAAGGUUGCUCAGGAACUCGACGACCCUGGAACAACAAAUGAGGACUUAAUGAGGACAGUUUCCGACUCCAAAGAGUUUUUCAGCUCUAUUUUAAGAGGCAUUAAGGAGAUUCAGUUCGCCGUCAGUUUCUUGGGUAUGAGCAAGAAGGUUCAAUCUAUCAAGCCUGGAUCUACACCUAUCCAAUUGAACGCUGCGAUGAAAGAAGUUGGCAUAGAUCUGCAUAGACUGGAUUCCAAGUCACCGGCGCACAGGAUGUAUUUUCCAGCCGAAGCUAUUGCACACGAGGCCCUGGCUGCUGCUCUGUCCAUCUCUGUUGGUCUGGACGACGGCCAUGGCCAACCUGAACGCCUUCUCUAUAUCCCGAUGGCUACAACAACGAUCAAGACGACACUACUUUCAAAAACCGUCGAAGUUUUGCGAGCCAGCACCGUGGAUGAAAGAAACGCCAACAUUAUGUUUGCUAACUCGGUAGUAACCUCUCCUUCAGUGGACUUAGAUCCUCAUCACUUGCCGCUCCUCAUCGCCCUUUUUAAGUCGAAGCCGAAGGCACCGAAAGCACAGGGCGAUAACCACCACCUUAUUUCUCGCCUUCUACCGAAAGCCAAUUACAAGUUCUCCAUGCACGAGCCUGUGGUUCGUAUAAAACUCCAACCUCUACAAAAGGCAGAAGACCCGGACGAUUUCGAUCUUAUCAUCUCAUCAAUCUCCUCGAUCUCGCUCGACAUGGAAUCCUCGCACAGCCUCAUGGCCGAUAUGCACUAUUCCCUGGAUGGUUCACUCCGAUUGCAGUCCCACGAUCUUUACUAUCAAACCAACAAUGGAGAACGUUUUAAUCUCAUUACUACAGAAUCUCUUGACAUGAGACUUAACCUCGGUGCUCGACCGGAUGUCUAUGUCGAUGUUUCAGGCAAUCUCCAGUCCUGCUCAAUCAGUAUGAUACGACCCGAAAUCAUUGAUGGUCUUCGUCAAAUCGUUCAGGAGUUGCGAAUCGACGUGGAACCAGAGAAGGGUCCUGUGUCACGAUCCAAGGGAGGUCAAAACUUCUUGCGAUCUAUGCCCAACUGGCUACUCAGAGCCCAGUUUGAUGCAUCCGAUUUCAAUGUGGAGAUUGCAGGGAUUGAUGAGGAGAUAUCGGACGAUACUCGCGGAGUAUUCUUGCAUUGGGAUACCGUUUCAACCGAAUACCGGGCUCAACGGCUCGAUGGCCUUCAACGGCGGGCUUAUAGAAGACGCUCCAACAGUCGAUCCAUCAACCAAUCGGAUUCAGAAUGGACUCCUCCCUCAAGCUCUCCUAGGAACAAGAAGAAGCCACAGAACAUUGGUGAUGGAAGAAAGCUCACUCUCUUUGCCAGUGGCAUCGAAGCGCAGAUCAUGGACGCUGUUGAUACACUCGAACCAGAGCCAUUCCUUAGUAUACCUAGACUUGAGUUAUCACUCGGUGCGUCUAGUGAUGCUAACGGCCCAACGUUUAACAUACAAGUGGGCGUUCGCACCAUUCGCGCCAAGUACUCGCUCUACCGACAUUAUGCUGUGGGUGUUGUUGUCAUGACAUUGCGAAAAGCUUUCAUGCGAACUGGCCAUGAUGCUCCACGACCAAAGCAACAAGGAAGCUAUGUCGAUGUUAUCCCUGGUGCUAACCGGUUAGCUCCUCCUGGAACACCGGACCUCGACCCUGGAAUGACCACAAUUACUCCCGAAUUGGUCACUCUCGACUUUAAAGCAGCGCUUGUUCAACUCAAAGCAGAUAUGCCUCAUGAUCCAGCCAUGAUGCUGCAUAUGUAUGGCCUGGAGGUUGGUCGGCAGCGAUGGUCUACUCCGUAUGUCGCAGCCAAGCUUGUACGACUUUACACAGAGCCACCACGUAUGCGCAAUGUGUGGGCACGACUAUUGAGUAUCAAAGCAGGACGUCUUGACUUCAGAGAAUCUCGCCGUAAGACAUCCCAAGGGAAAAUCAUCGACGAGAAGAUGAUUGAUAUAGCGACCGAGGCUGUGCGUAUUGCUGUGCCACACGAGGUUAUCUUCAGUCAAGUAACCGACAACUUCACCAAUGUCAUCAAGGCAGUGCAGCAACUGCACCAUCGCUUCCGAACAGGGACUAACGAGUACAUCCUUGAGAAAAAGCCGGAAGGACCCAAGUCGGUCCCCAAGGUAUCUAUUCGUACUCGCAACUUCUUAUUCGAGCUUGAGGACGGUGGCUUUGAGUGGAAGUUGGGUAUGAUCUACCGCACUGGUCUUAUCGAACAAACCCAGCGAAUCGCUCGAGAAAACGCCUUCAAGGUCAAACUUAAGAAAGUUCGUGAAGACGAGAUUCGUAGGGGAACGAGCAAGCUCCGCUCCCGAUCGACCUUUGCACGAGGUCGGCCCGAGAUGGCUGGUUCACCAGGCAGCAGAAGCCGAAGCGUAGACGAUCUCGAGGCAAGAGACGUGCGGCCGAACUCACAGCAGGGAAGAAUUCCCAGAUACAACCCCAAUACCGACUCACUUCGUCUUAAUGGCGUUUCUAAAGUCACCGAACACUAUGCCCGGAGCCACCUUGAUAUGUUCAAUGCUCAAAGCUGGAAGAAGCGGAUUGACCGUGCUUAUCAACUUUCUCAAGACAGCAUGAAGGAGUCUCGCGGCCAGUUCUGGGGUCCUAAUCAAGUGCCGGAAGAUGUUGAAGAGUCUGAAAAUCUACUGGAGGUACCACCCAGACCAGCUCUCAUGGCUGCUGUUAUUAGCGACUUGCACUUCAUGAUCGACAAACCGACUUUCCCAAUGAAAGACUUGCCGGACUUCCUCCACAAGAUUGGUAAAGGCAUGCCGAAGGACAUGCAGUAUAGUUUACUGGUGCCGAUGCACGUCAGUAUUACCAUGGGCGAGGCUAAGGUAACACUGCGAGAUUACCCGCUCCCACUUGUGCAUCUUCCUCCUAUGAAAUACGGACAGUCAGCAAAGAUCCAGGCUGUAUCCUUGAAAGCAAACUUUGUUGUGGCCGAAGAGUUCCGAGGCGUUGAGUCAACUCGACGUGUUAGAGUCAACGUUGUGCCACCAAAGAGUUCUUUGCCAGGUUCUUCUAAUGAAGGCAGUUUUGCGAUCGAAGUUAGGCGGACCGUUGGACCUGUCAAGUCGUACUCUGAUGUGUAUAUGGAUGUCAACAGUGCUUUACCCACACGGAUCACAUGGGGCCCUUGUUAUCAACCCGCCAUCCAAGACAUGAUGAUGGUCAUUGAAUCGUUUACCAAACCUCAAUUCGAUCCAUCUGAACGUGUUGGCUUCUGGGACAAACUUCGCCUCAACUUUCACUCCAGGAUACACGCAUCCUGGAAAGGCGAUGGAGAUGUUCACCUGGCCCUCAAGGGUACGCGGAACCCAUAUGCUAUGACUGGUAAUGGCGCUGGUUUUCUCAUGUGCUGGCGAAACGAUAUCCGGUGGAACAUCAACGCAGACGAUGACCCGAAGCGCUUUAUCUCUGUCGAAAGUGGUGAAUACAUUCUCGCAGUACCCGACUACAGUCACGAGGUUCGGGAGCAGGCUCGGCGACAAUACGAUGUCGAAGGCUACCUACCUGAGGACAACUAUAAGUCUGAGGCCAGUUUCAAGAAGGUUGUUAUGAAGCUGUCUGGUAAAGUUAAAGUCAUGGCUGGUCUCACCUUCGAGCGUGCUAUUGAAGAUGGCGUGCGGAGCUUUGAGUUCCGACCUCAUUACGACAUCGUUCUCAAGAAUCCACACUUCGCCAAACCUGAUGCGAAUGGUCUUCCUUAUGAUGCAUUGCGUGGUUUCAGAAGUCGACACAUCCAUCUCUCUAUCGCCAUCCACGCCCCAGCCGAUCGCGAUUGGUUAUCCGACAGUCCGGAGCCCUCGCGAAGCUACAAUACAAUCCAUCUCACUCCAAGGUUCUUCACACAUUUCUUCAACUGGUGGGGCUUGUUUGGACAGCCACUGUCGUUGCCCAUUCGCCAAGGUAGCCUUUUCCCAGGUCGCGAGAAGAACAGCAAGAAGUUUGGUCGACAUUUGGCCACUGUUAAGUACAAUAUUUUGCUCGCGCCGUUAUUUCUUAGCCACAUCUACAAGCACAAGGAUGUUGAAGAUCAUUCGGAGAAUGCGGUCUCUGCGACUGGUCUGAAGGUUCGAUUCGACAGCUUUUCGCUUGAUCUCCAUCAACGUCGGGAAGAGUUCAAUACUCUCGGUAAAGGCAAACAUGGUGACAACACCAGCAAAACAUCAGGCAUUAAAAUCCAUGCUGCUCAGCUUGACCUCGUUAGUGCCGACGUCCGAGCAGUUUCAGCAAGCCUCAAGGGCACAACCACUGAGGCUAUCAAGAAGGGUUCUAUGGCCACAAUGAUCCACGAAACUGAUGACAAGCCUGAUUUAUCCCGCUUUACCAUCCCCGACAAUGAUUUCAGUUGGAUUGAUAUGGACGACUUUGUCGAGAUCGAUUGGAUAACACCGACUGAACCUCACCCCGAUACCAAGAUCCUGCCACUUGCUUACGCUCCUCGUCUGACAUACUUCCGACAAACAGAUAUUGGCGGUGUUAUUGCUGGUGACCCAACGCGAACCAGUCCCUUCGGAAACGAACCCACGCACUUUUGUGUCAUGAGGCAUGACGAUGAUCCACGCCGAAUCCAAGGUUCGCUCAUCCAAGAUCGUCUUGACCAGCUAGCCAUGCAGAUGGAAAAUCAUGAUCGAGAUAUGGGCGAAGCAGAGUUGAGAGUCAUCAAAUGUGAUGCAAAAGACCGCGUUCUGGUGGAAGAAUUCAGGGCUUUCCAGCGACACACAGUAGUACUGCAAGAGAAGAAAGAAUUCCUGGAACAAAUGCUUAACCAAGCCAGAAUUCGAGCUCCUUCUAGCACGCAUAGAACCAGCGGCGAUGGACGAAGGCAAUCAGUCGAUUCGACAAUCCCUUUCCAGGAUGAGACCAUGGAGAUUCCAGCAACGAGUGAGUUCGAGAGCGAAUUCAGCAACAGAUUCGUCAUCCACAACAUGCAACUAAAGUGGAACAAUACUUUACGAAAUAUUGUGCUUCGCUAUCUUCACCAAAACAGCCAAAGACGUGGUUUUACGUACUACCUUUCUCGGCCAGCUAUCAAGUUCAUCUUAGACAUUGUUGAGGAGCAGAACAAAGCCAAGGCACAAAGCAAGCCAGGCAAGGCCAAAUCGACGCACAGCCGCCAAGAUGGCAGAAGAGGUUCCCGUGCAUCAAGUAUGAAGGGCGAUGAGGAUCCUGUCGAUAUGGAGGAGCGCAUUAAGCGCAUUCUCAACGAGGGACGAAAAUUCACAUCAGCGACAUGGAGUACCAACGCAGACGGUGUCGUGGAGGGAUCUAUCGAAGAUUUGGUGGGUGGUAUCGCCGAAGAGUUCACUCCCCAGAGCAGCUACCAUAUUCGCAUCAUCGCCCCACAGAUUCAACUCCAGAGCGACAAGAACAAGAAGAAUGUGGUGCUGGCGACUGCCAAGGGAAUGGAACUGAAGGUGAUGGAAGUCAUGGAGAAGGAGAGAAUAUCGGAUAAUGUCAGUGGUCUCGUCCAGCGCCGAUUCUUGGUCAACAUGGACAGCGUCCAAUUCUUUGUCACGCACCGCAAGUGGUUCCAGACCAGCCCUGUAUCGAUGUAUGUGGGAAGCAAAUAUGGUGCACCAAGCGGUUCCUCUUUCCCGCCAUGGGUUCCUAUUGAGGUUGUGUUCGACUUCCAGGCGGAUCCCUUCGGUUUCAAACGUGUUGUACAAAAGACUUCAGCCAUGGUUCGAUACGACAAGUACAACACUCUACGAUUGAAGUACAAUGAUGAGGUCAACACCGAUGGCAACGAGGGCUCGUCCCAGGAGAACACGGAGACCCGCAUGGACAAUCUCUGGGUCGAGUUCCCGACUGCCAGAGCUCUUUGCAACUCGUCACAGUACUAUGCAUUGUACGUUAUUGUGCUGGAUCUUCUCAUGUACAACGAGCCUAUGGAGAAAACACGGAAUGAGCGCCUCGAAAAGAUCAUUCUCGCUUCCGAUUUCAGCGACUUGAGUGGUGCCCCUGCGAUGGUUCAGAAGCUACAACAACGCAUCCGGCAGAUGGAAGAGAUCAAGGAUCAUUUCCAGACUUAUGCCAAGUCCCUGGACAAGAAGGGCUGGGAAGACCGUUUGCGCCUUGAAAAUGAUCUAGCAGCUUGCGAGGAUGAGUUGUUCUUUAUGAUGAAAGCCAUCACCUCUUCCCAGAGGAAGUUUGACGUCAACUCGGAUGAUAGCACCGGUUUACUUAAGUGGAACAUCACUAUUCGAGAUAUUGUUUGGCAUCUCAUGCAAGAUUCAAACGAACCUCUGGUAGAGUUACAGCUCAAAGACCUUGAGUAUGAUCGAACAGACAACUCUGAUGGCUCUCAUGUCAACCUUAUUCGAGUCGGAAAGGUUCUCGGUCUGAACUUGUUGCCCGAUGCCACAUAUCCCGAGAUGAUAGCGCCCUACGUUGACCCAGAAAGACCACAGCCCAAGGAGAGCGAGAACAAGGAGAUGAUCAGAGUCUAUUGGUAUAUGUUAGAGGCAAUUGCAGGCAUUCCUGUCAUGGAUCGCUUCGAAGUCAACCUGUUCCCCAUCAAGGUGCAACUGGAACACGAAGUUGGCAAGCGACUCUUCGAGUACAUCUUCCCUGGUAUCAAUGGAGAAAAGUCGGCCGGUACCAAGAAUGACUCACCAUUCAUGUUGAAGCAGGUCGAUGGGGAGGAGGAUGACGACGAUGAUGAUGACGGUGGUCCAGCGCCUUCUUACACUGGCAGACAUUCGUCUUCAUCAUCCUUUUCAACUGGCUCAGGUUCUCUCGAACUCCGUCUACGACCUACCUUAACUUCAAAUACCAAAGCCGAAGCACCCCCAGGAAAGGGUCUGCGUGUGAACACAGGCAACGAAGGCCAUUCCUUCCGUCUGUUCCGUGCCCCUGGAACCUCCAAGACUAUGCUUAAGAAGGCAUCUCAUGAGUCGCUUCGAUCCAAUAUGAAUCCUAGGGUUGGCUUGGCGCGCGCCGCGACUGGCCGUUCCCACCGAGAAGAUCCUGAAUCAAGAGAAAACGACAAGAAAUCUCGAUUCGGGCUUUCAAAGCGACACCACAACGACAAGCCGCCAUCGGAUGAUCUCACUAAAAUGAUGACACGCGCAAGUCACUUUAUGACUUUUGCGUCCAUCAAGAUGCCUUCUGUGGUGCUUUGCCUUAGUUACCGGGGUAAGGAGAACCGCAACAUCGAAGAUGUCCAUGAUUUUGUCUUCAGGAUGCCAAGUAUUGAGUGGGAGAACAAGACAUGGUCCAAUCUGGAUCUAGCCUUGGCUCUCAAGAAGGCAGUGGUCAAGGCCUUGAUCUCACACACGGGUGCUCUUAUCGGAAACAAAUUCUCCAAGCAUCGUCCCAACGCUGAGCAGCGAGACAAGCUGCGAGUAUUGGCUAAUAGCUCAGUCCUCAUUGCGCCAUCUUCUUCUGGUGGCUCUCAGCACCAUCCCGGUAGCAUAAAUGACAGCGAUGACUCUGGCAGCAUGUAUGGUACAUCUCCUGUCGAUUUCUCUCGAUCACCUCCACGAAGUAUCCGAGCGCCGAGCACACAUGGCAGUGUACGUCCAGGGUCGGCGAUGCGGCGCCGCAGUCGAAGCUCGAGUGUCAAGAGCCGAGUUUCACAUAGAAAUGGUGGCGCAGCUCCAGGCCCUCUUGCUCAUCAUGGUCCUCAUGUUCCGGCUUUCUUAAUGAUGACGCCUCCAACGCCCGUUGAUGACCCCCGCGGUGAUCGACAUCAUGGUAUCGAACUCUUACGGCCAAGCACAGCUAGCCCACAAAGCAGCAUGCAUAGCCAGUUUGGGCAGUCGCAAAGCAUAACCCCCAGUAAUUCAUAUGCUGGUAGCAUGCACAGCGCUAGUACCCAAAGCAGCAUUCCACUGCCCGCUGGACAACAGCCCAGACCAGGAUUUAGAAGAAUCCCAACAGGCGUUCCGCCUGAACGCCCCGCCUCGAGCAUGAGUAGUCACGAUUCUAGUGGAUCCGGCAUGCGUCGAAAGAACGGCGCAAGCAAUCUUAAGGAUAAGCUCAGUGCGUUUACUUCUCGUCUCGGUAAUCGAGAAGGCAAUCAGUCACAACAAGAAGACGACUCUGAGACUCUCGAUGAAUCACCCACGCCUGCUGGACCCAAGAGUAGAUCGAGGCGAUCAUCGAGCCAUACUGGGUCACGACUUAAUUGGACAGCGAGCAGGAUGAAGACAGGUUAG